This is a messenger RNA of Leptopilina heterotoma, 1538 nucleotides long. It is a transcript of the gene tilB, whose product is annotated as protein tilB. Gene Ontology annotation, biological process: outer dynein arm assembly. The transcript is spliced from 4 exons. Gene Ontology annotation, cellular component: cytoplasm. The record is from RefSeq and is a predicted model, not a curated record. Lineage: Eukaryota; Metazoa; Arthropoda; Insecta; Hymenoptera; Figitidae. Gene Ontology annotation, molecular function: protein binding. Bases 106 to 1419 code for a protein of 437 amino acids.
AAAUUUUUUAAUUAAAUAUUUCGAAACUUUAACCCUACCAAAGUGACACAGAAUAUUUUUAAUCUUAUUAUUAAGUGAUUAAUUAAUUAGCGUAAAAAGAGUAAAAUGGUAAGAAUUACUGUGGAAUUGAUUCGAAAACGUGCCGAGCAUAAUGAAGGAGAAAUAUCAACUUUGGAGGAAAUCUCUCUGCAUCAGGAAAAUAUAGAAAAAAUUGAAAUGCUUAAUCAUCUUUGUCGAGAUUUGAAGAUUCUUCUGCUACAGUAUAAUUUGAUAUCGAAAAUAGAAAAUCUUAAUAAACUGAAAAAAUUGGAGUAUUUGAAUUUAGCUUUAAAUAAUAUUGAAGUUAUUGAAAAUUUAGAAGGACUGGAGAGUUUGAAGAAACUUGAUCUUAUGGUGAAUUUCAUAGGAAAUUUGCAAGGAGUCAAAAAUCUGAGAUGCAAUGAAAAUUUGGAACAAUUGAUCUUGACCGGAAAUCCCUGCACUGAUUACAUGGGCUAUAGAGAAUACGUGAUAGCGACUCUCCCUCAAAUCAAAGAAUUGGACAUGGUUGCUAUUGAAAGAUCAGAAAGAAUAAAAGCUCUACAAAAGUAUGCUGAAGCUCAAGGCGAUAUUAUUAGGGGUUACAAGAAAUACGUGAAAAUUCGAGAGCAACAAAAGAGACAACAUGAAGAAAAGCAGAGUCUCAAAAUUACCGAAAUCAAUUCCGAUGAUUCUGAGAAUGUUGAUGAGGUAGAUGAAGAAGAAGAAGAAAAUGAAAAAUUUUGGAACUCAGCAAGCCAUCACACACCAGAAGAUCGAAUUGCAAUUGCAGAGCGUGUGCAAAAAAUCGAAGAAAAAAAGAACAGUUCCAGAAAGGAAGAAGAAAAACCAAAAUACGUUCCUAAACUAUUCAAUCUAAAAGGGAAACCGUACAAUAUCAAUCAAGCAAAAGUGCCUUUUACAAUUAAUGACGAUGAUCCAGAAAAUAUUAUUCUUACUCUCCAAGUCUACAAAUACUUGGACACAUCUUAUUUGGAAGUAGACGUUCAACCUCUGUACGUGCGUGUUACUGUAAAAGGUAAAAUUUUGCAACUGACCCUCUCCUCUGAGGUGUUGACAGAAAAAAGUCUCGUUCAAAGAAACACGACCACAGGACAUUUGACGAUAACAAUGCCUCGAUUAAAUCCCUCAAAUAUAAUUUCUGGAAAAAAGUCAACUAAUGCAAAUAGCAGUAGCAAGGAAGUUCCUAAAGUGAUCAAAAAAAUUGGACCAGUAAUUACGAAACGAGAACUCUUAGAAAUUGGCCCUCCAAGGGACGAUUUGGAUUUUUCGAAAAUUGCCAAUAAUUCAAAAAAUAAAAAAUGUCCGACCUAUUUACCAAAACUUCAAAAUUCAUCUUUCAACUUUAUCGACAAUCCUCAAGUUCCACCAUUGGAAUAAAAGGAUUCAAUGAAAUUUAAUUGAAAUUUAAUUCAAUUAAAUUGAACUAAAUUUCAAUGAAAUUCAACUAAAAACCAUUUAAAUCGGAUUCAAUGGGCAUUAAGUACAACUGAAAACCA